UCUUACUUUUGAAUUUCUUAACUUUCUUCUUCUUGUUGUUGAGCUGUAGCUUUGAAUGUGUUUAUGGAAUCUGGAAUUGAAGGGAGCGCAAGGUCUGUGGACACCGCUCUUCUUGAUCGAUCGGGAUUGAGAUGUGGGCAUAAUCUUUGUGUCUAAAUAAUGAUAUUGUGGAGCAAAACAAAUCUAGGUAGACAGUUUUAUUGAUUUCCUUAUUAGAGAAAGAAGGUAAAGCAAUACUGAGUUCAUUCCUCUUUUAUUUUCACUUUGGUCUGUCACCGUUGAAUUGCAAUUUGGUGUAUUUGUUUUAGGAAGGGGUGCCUAAAAACUAUGAGUUCUUUAAGUGGAUGGAUAGUGAACUCUCAUCCAAGAGUAUGGAGUUUAGGAAAAACAUGUUUGCAAGACUGAUGGGCUGAAAGCAAGUGUGCAAAUGUUGAAGGAGAAGAAUUUGGAGUUGAAAACAAAACUGGAGGAGGCUGAGAAGAAGGUAGAGCAAAAGAAAGCAUUAAGAAGGAAUCGAAAAGCCCAAAUAUUGAUUCUCACUGCUAAAAAUAGAACACUUAAUUCCCAAUAAGAACAAAAAGAGAAAAUGAGGUAGUUGAUUUUUAGUGGGUACCCACCCUGCUGCAAUCCCUAAUUGCAACCAUACCACCAACAGAAGAAAGGAGGAAAAGAAGAAAUGAAGCUGAAAGUGGUGUGUAGAAAGGUUUACGAUUACGUUCGAUACGAUCUGAAAGAAAUAGCGUUUCCUUCUUCACUGCCAGACCCCCCUCAUCUCAAAAAGCGUCGCAAAUUGACUUGGCACGAGCGCUUUCUGGUAUUAAAAGAGGCCUCAAGACUUUAUGCUGCAAGCUGGGUACGGGAUAUUGGUCCUGAUCUUCGACCGAACGAUUAUAAGAAGAAGGAUGAGGAAAGUGAAGAUAGAUCCAAUGGGACAACAAGAACUUCAACUGAAGGGAAAGAGCCCUCGGUAUUUGAAGAUCUUGCUGUUGCUGCGAGAGGAGGUAUGGAGACAUUAAGGCCUGCUUUGCAGCGGGUUUACAUGACAAGAGCUUCAGCCUAUAGAGAUGCUCUCAAAAGUUUUAUAGAAGGAUAUCAGGAAGGUAUUCAGCAGGUCAUGGAGAAGAAGGAAGAAGCUAAAUCUAAACAGGAGAAUGAUACACCCAAUAAGUCGACCUGACUCCUCAUUACUCUAACGAGGCAUUGGAAAUAUUUAUUUUUUUUCUAGAUGCUAGUAGUAGUCCUUUAGAUUGAAACAAGUUACUGCCCUAACAAAAAGAAUAUAAGAAGUUAGUAGUUUGUUUCAUCCUUUUAUGAGGGUUGUAUUGUACAUUAAGCAAGUCUGGAAACUAUGGAUGCGCUGGAAAACAUUUUGUACAUAUACUUUCUGUAUGCAGACUAAGAAAUCAUAGAUAGUACCGCAGUUUUUCAGUCC
Molecule: messenger RNA, 1432 nt
Organism: Jatropha curcas
Lineage: Eukaryota; Viridiplantae; Streptophyta; Magnoliopsida; Malpighiales; Euphorbiaceae
Product: embryo defective 2735
Source: RefSeq, a predicted model, not a curated record